This is a messenger RNA of Oncorhynchus kisutch (coho salmon), 6300 nucleotides long. RefSeq names its product thrombospondin type-1 domain-containing protein 4-like. Bases 1588 to 5028 code for a protein of 1146 amino acids. Gene Ontology annotation, cellular component: extracellular matrix. Gene Ontology annotation, molecular function: metalloendopeptidase activity. NCBI's taxonomy places the organism in Eukaryota, Metazoa, Chordata, Actinopteri, Salmoniformes, Salmonidae. The transcript has 16 exons. Gene Ontology annotation, biological process: extracellular matrix organization; proteolysis. The record is from RefSeq and is a predicted model, not a curated record.
GAGAGAGAGAGAGAGAGAGAGAGAGAGAGAGAGUGAAAAUGAACGGAAUAGUGUCAUGUUGACCAGUGACCAGCACGUUUACAGAACGUUUGGAUAUUUGGAGCGGUUUUAAAAUGGAUUAAUUGAUUCGGUUGUAGUAACUUUUUUACACCUGGAUUGAACUCUGUCGAUAACUUGGAUUAUGAGGAUAACUGGCGCCACAAUUUACCAUUGAGAAGCAGCAAUACUGCACUGGAGAAAGCAACAAGGUAGCAAACACAAACACAGUCAUCCAAGGUAGGAACAGACCAUUUACGUUUUAAGAAAGUGUAAUACUAUAGGCCUAAUAAUAAUCAUAAUAGCCUAAUCGUAAUCAUAUAAUACAUAAGGAAACAUUAUAAUGCAAUUGAUUAAAUUAUUUACAUUUUAGUAAUUUAUCCAUAAUUAUGCUUGUAGUGUUUUUGUUUGUCGACUCAUUUCUUUCAAAGAAAAUUCAAAUGGUAGCCUACAUGCUAUGUUUCUAUUAAAUCGCUUAGGAUUUCAGAUUUUGAAAGUGUAAUUUAAUGACUCGCUUCUGCGCGCUCACACUUGAAAUCAAAACCCCUCAGCCUGGACGAGAGCCUCCUGUCCCGUCCCUGUCGGGUUUGACAGAAUGUCGAUCUUUUUGCGCAGGGUGCAGCCAGCUUUCUAUUUGUUGAUAACACAGAUAUAUACAUGCCUGCAAUUGUGAUGGUGUUUACCACAACUAAAUCAUAUUUGUAAUAGCCCAGCCUCAUAAUACGUUUUAAAGACGUUUUAAGUAAUAGGCAUAGCCUACAUGUUUUUGGAUAAAUUAAAUUUGAGGCUUUUGUGAAAAUAAAGUAAAUAGAUAUUGUGAAUAUUAUUUAUUUAAUGACAAUGGAACUUUCCAAACCUCACAUGGAGUGGAAUUGCCCCAGUGUGAGACAAACAAAACAGAUAGGUCUAUGUUUAAGUUGGGAUCUUUAAACCCUCACAUUCAUCAUACCAAGUGUGGUUUAUUUUGAGAGAUACAUCACAGAUGAGUUUUUACUACAAGCACAGUGAUAAAAGUGUCACUGCAGUCCAGCCAUCUGAAAAUGGAGUCCUGUUUCAGUGGGUGGCCACUCAUUAGGACCAGGGUAAGGGUCAAGGGUCAACACACAUGGUAAAGUGGGCAGAAGCCAUGUUCCCCUGAGUCUAUGAUCAGGACCUUCAAACAAACUGAGACACUAAAGAGCAGACCAGACACUGCAUGUGGUCUUGAGGAGAAAGUGUUGUAUUAAAUAUGAUAUUACUGCUUUAUUGCUGUGUUAUUAAUGUCAUUAUGUCUGCAAAUACAACAUAUCAAUUUUUUAGGUACUGUAGCCCUCAAAAUCUAGGAGAUAUGAGGGAACUUUGUAUCUGGAUUCUGAGGUGAGAUAUCACUUGUCACUUACAAUCACUUUGGUGUACACUGAACAGACUCAUCAUAAACAUGUUGUAUCACACUGCAGCUGCUGAUCACGCACUAUGCAUGACUCAAUUUAAUCGUUUUGUUUUAAUUGUCUCCAUUUUAGAUUAUAAUACCUUUUCUCUGUAAAAAAGCUGUUAAAUGUAUUAUAGCUCAGUAUGCUAUCUGUCACACACAGAGUUUCCAUGCUUCUGCUGCUGCUCAGGCCAUAUCCCCUGGAUUGCCAACUCACUAUAGACCACAGGAAGGUUCCUCAAAGGGCAGAGCAGCAGGAGGCUGGAGGAGUGCAGGGUGGGGCCCCAGGCUCCUGGGGCUCCUGGGGGCCUUGGUCCUCCUGCUCCCGCUCCUGUGGGGGAGGGGUUCAGGAACAGAACCGACCCUGCCUACCCUCCCACACCCCCUCCAUGGGUGCUGUUGCUUACCCCUCCAGGCCGGAUGGCCACCACCCCAACCAGAACCCACGCCAUGUAGUGUCUGCCCUAAGACCCACUGUCCCACUGCACCGCACCAACCCUGGGAGACCCCCACCGUCCAACAGCAACACCAGCUUGGCCAGCCGAGGAGAGCUGAGGGACCAGCAGAGAGACAGAGAGGCCAAUGCUGGACGCAGGAGGGGCAGUGACAGUCCCAUCAUUCCAGGGAAGUAUGGCUAUGGGAGGAUGCCUUACGUUGUGUCUCUCCAGACAGACACAGGCCAGAGGUCUGGGAUAGAGACAGGGACUGGUCUCUCCCACAGACAGAGACGCUCCCCACUCUCUGACCCCAGCCCGUCAGCCACCAGGCACGGAGGCCACAGGCCUAACCCCUACCGUCCGCUCUACAACAACCCCCAUCUCCACAGCUACAGCCCAGUCCAUCACCAGCCCCCAGCCCCCCUUCCCAGGUCUAACCCUAACCCAGCCCCCCUUCCCAGGUCUAACCCUAACCCAGCCUCCCUUCCCAGGUCUAACCCUAACCCAGCCUCCCUUCCCAAGUCUAACCCUAACCCAGCCUCCCCUUCCAGGGCUAACCUUAAUCCAGCCUCCCAGCCCAGGGCUAACCCUAACCCUAACCCAGCCCCCCAGCAUAGGUCUAACCCUAAUCCAGCCUCCCAGCCCAGGGCUAACCCUAACCCUAACCCUAACCCUAUCCCAGCCCCCCAGCAUAGGUCUAACCCUAAUCCAGCCUCCCAGCCCAGGGCUAACCCUAACCCUAACCCAGCCCCCCAGCAUAGGUCUAACCUUAAUCCAGCCUCCCAGCCCAGGGCUAACCCUAACCCUAACCCAGCCCCCCAGCAUAGGUCUAACCCUAAUCCAGCCUCCCAGCCCAGGGCUAACCCUAACUCUAACCCCAACCCAGCCCCCCAGCCCAAUUCUAACCCACCCUGGUCCUCCUCACUCUACCAGCCCAGCCAGAGGCACCAACCUAGGCAGGAGCAGCAGCACUCAUCCAGACAGGCCUCAGCAGCUCAGCAACCCUUUGGACGGCCCUACAACCCACUGCCCACCUCCUCCUGUGUGGGAGAGCACAACCAGUACAAGAUUUGCAAGAACAAUGCCUGUCCUCCAGCCAGCAGACACAUCAGAGCGGUGCAGUGUUCUUCCUACAACAGCUAUCCCUUCAUGGGUCGACUGUACGAGUGGGAGCCUUUCAAUGAAGUUUCAGGGGACCAGCGUUGUGAGCUCAACUGUCGUGCGAUCGGUUUCCGCUUCUACGUGCGUCAGUCGGAUAGGGUCAUCGAUGGGACGCCGUGCGGCCAGAACGAGACUUCCAUCUGUGUGGCGGGGAGGUGUCAGAGUCUGGGCUGCGAUGAGUACCUGGGCUCAGGCAAGGUGAUGGACAAGUGUGGGGUGUGUGGCGGGGACAACAUGGCCUGUAAGCUGGUGUCAGGGCUCUUCCAGCAGCACAGCCUGAACAAGGUGGGCUACCACAAGAUAGUGGAGAUCCCAGAGGGAGCCACCAAGAUCAACGUCACCGAGACGGUGAAGAGCAGGAAUUACCUGGCUCUGAAAAGUCGCUCAGGUCGCUCCAUCAUCAAUGGGAACUGGGCCAUUGACCGGCCAGGGGAGUAUGAAGGGGUGGGCACCAUGUUCACCUACCGACGACCCAAUGAGGUCACCAGCACCGCCGGGGAGUCCUUCCUGGCUGAGGGGCCAACCAAUGAGAUCCUGGAUGUUUAUGUGAUCUACCAGCAGCCCAACCCAGGAGUGAGCUAUGAAUUCAUCCUUCCCUCUGACAACCCUCCACAGCACCCCAACCACAGACCUGGAGGGAACACUCUGUAUGGGCAAAGUGGGAAUGAUCACCGGGGCAACCCCAACCAGGAUGGGUACGAUCCAGCAGGAGGGGGAAAGUACACUCCCCAGGUACCCAACAACCAGGUGCCAGCAGUCCUGCCACCCAGACGUCAGAGAGAAUACAACUGGAAACUGUCUGGGGCAACAGAAUGUAGCGCCUCCUGUGGCAGAGGUAGCAGGUACACCAUCUUCCGCUGUGUCCACAGACUGAGCCAUGAGCAGGUACCAGAGAACCAGUGUGACAGCAGCACCAGGCCCAGUUCACAGGAGGAGCCCUGCAACCUUCAGUCCUGCCCUGCCUUCUGGGACAUUGGUGAGUGGUCGGAGUGCAGUAAGACAUGUGGCCUGGGUAUGCAGCACCGCCAGGUCUUGUGCAGGCAGGUGUAUGCCAACCGGACCCUCAACGUCCACACCAGCCGCUGCCGCCACCUGGAGCAGCCCGAGACCACCAGCACCUGCCAGCUGAAAAUCUGCAGCGAGUGGCAGAUACAAACCGAGUGGAGCGCAUGCUCUGUUCCCUGUGGCGUGGGCCAGAGGACCAGGGAGGUGCACUGUGUCAGCAACGUGGGAGACUUUGUGUCGGACGAGGAGUGCAACAUGAAGCUGCGACCCAGUGACAAUGAGAACUGUGACAUGGGGCCCUGUGCUAAAAGUUGGUUCUUCACUGAUUGGGGGAAUAAGUGUUCUGCUGAGUGUGGGAUGGGUGUGCGGACCCGAGGCGUACUGUGCCUGACCAAUCACAUCAGCAGCUUGCCUCUGGAGGGGUGUGGCCAUGAGCGUCCCACUGACUCUCAGGUCUGUAAUCACGGCCCCUGUGAGAGUCGCAUCGAGUGGUUUACAGCCCCCUGGAGUCAGUGCUCAACGGAGUGUGGCUCGGGCAGCCAGCAGAGGGCAGUGGUGUGUCUGAUGAAGUCAGACGAGGGGUUCAAUGUAAUGCCGCCCUACGAAUGUUCUUCUCUAGACAAGCCUCUUAAUCAGCAGAGCUGCCACCUAAAGUCCUGCGGGGCCAAGUGGUACCACACAGACUGGAGCGCUUGUUCUAAGACGUGUGAGGGGGGCUUCCGUGUGAGGGAGGUGCGCUGUCUGUCUGAUGACAUGCUUUCCAGUGAGGGCUGUGAGGAGGAGCUGAAACCAGUGGAGAGAGAGGAGUGCAACCCAGAGCCCUGCGUCCCACACAUAGACGAGAACUGUCGAGACAAGUAUUUCAACUGCAAUGUGGUGGUCCAGGCACGUCUCUGUGUGUACGACUACUACAAGACAACCUGCUGUGCCUCCUGCACACGAGUGGCCCACAGACAGUCACAACACAGGGCACUCAGCUAGCCCCAUCUCCCCAGGCCUCAGACCUCUAGGGGGCCUGACACAGCGCCCAGAGCAGGCCCUCAGUCCCUGGGCCAAACACACUGACCCACAGUGGAGAGGACAGCCUAGAACCUGUGGGUGGACACUGACUGGACACUAUAAUAUGAGUGCUGAAAAUACAGACUGAAAAACUGAAAGACUGCAAAGAAAGGAAGUGAAAGCCCAACUUGUUUUUGGCAUGUGAGGAGAUUGCCAAUGGGCAAUACGUGAAACUGAAUGGUUCGUGGAGGAUGGUUUUGAAGGACACGUUUAACAGGGCUAUGAGUGGAGGAGCUCUGGUGAGGCGAGAUGAUAGACAGGACACCAAACCGAAGAAUCUGGAACCACUUUAUGGACUGUAACCAGAAUCCCCUCCAAUAAAAGUUCCCGUCUGGGUUUAUAUUGUGUUUCAUGGGAAGCAGUUUGCCGCUGCCAUUCACCUGAAUGGGUUAAGGUCUUGAAAAAGGUCUUUGGCCGAAACGUUGACAGAAUAAACUGCUACCGCAUCUGUGAUGAGACUCGACUACCAUGGCUCUCUUGGAUUACAUUAAAAGAGAGGAAGCUACAGUAUGAAAGGAAAGCAAAAUUGUUUGUUUUGCAUAAUGUAUAGACUGUACACAUUUUAAUAAGCUUCUUUACGCUCUAAAAUCCACAAUAUUUAUGAUCUAAUUAACUACAUGUAGUAUUAAGUUGCCCAAGCUUGUGCUUAAAUCAUCCCCAAUUACGUAUCAUGAGGGCUCUAUUCAAUACUCUCCUACACAGUAGUUUAGUUGACCAAAGAUUUCACAGGAGGACGUGUCAAACAGUAAUUGCUCAGUCCAGAUCUAUGGCUCUAUUUAAUCUGUACCGGUGAAGUGUUACAGAUGGUGCAAUAUAAAUGUUAAGGUCCUUUCUGAUUGAGUCAACAUAUGCAGUGUUUACUGUUAUACAGUCUCCGCUAAUAUGGAACAUUGCCUUUAAAUUUCAAACACGCUGUAACGCUUAACUUCUGCGAUACGGAUUGAAUAAAGCCCCAAGUUAUGGUGCUAAGACAACUUAAGUUGUAAAGUGUUUAAGUGACAGCUCACCAGUUUUACACAGCAACCCUCUUAACAAAUUAAGCUCUAAAAUGUUCAUGUGUUGUUGUAGUGUUUCAUAUAUUUUGCAUCACUGCUGCGUGUAUGUACUGUGUAUAUACAGAACCAGUCAAAAGUUGACACACUCAUUCAAGGGUUUUUUAUUUUUACUAUUUUCGACACUGUAGAAUAAUAGGGA